ACCGGAUGUUGCGUCACGGACAGCGCGCGCAGCCGCCGCAAAGCAGAAGCGGUGGAAGGUCGGCGAGGUGGGGCUUCAGCGUUCGCGGGCCGGCAGGAGAACUUCAAGGAAGAGACCCGGCGCAGAGUUGAGCAUUUCAGAUCUUCUUGGUGAACCAGGACAUCACUAUGCUGGCUGCAAGGCUUGUGUGUCUCCGGACACUACCUUCUAGGGUGUUCCACCCAGCAUUCACCAAGGUCUCCUCUCCCGUUGUGAAGAAUUCAAUCACAAAGAAUCAAUGGCUCUUAACACCCAGCAGAGAAUAUGCCACCAGGUCAAGACUUGGAAUCCGCCGUGGGAAAACUGCCCAAGAACUCAAAGAGGCAGCACUGGAACCAUCAAUGGAAAAAGCAUAUAAAAUUGAACAGUUAGGAAGAUAUAUUGUUGCUGGAGGGGCUGCUGUUGGUCUUGGAGCACUGUGCUACUAUGGCUUGGGAAUGUCUAACGAGAUAGGAGCGAUUGAAAAGGCUGUAAUUUGGCCUCAAUAUGUGAGAGAUAGGAUACAUUCCACCUACAUGUACUUGGCAGGAAGUAUUGGUUUAACAGCUUUGUCUGCCUUGGCAGUAGCUAGAAGUCCUGUUCUCAUGAACUUCAUGAUGAGAGGCUCUUGGGUGACAAUUGGUGCAACUUUUGCAGCCAUGAUUGGAGCUGGAAUGCUGGUGCGAUCCAUACCAUAUGAAAAACAUCCAGGCCAAAAGCAUCUUGCCUGGUUGCUCCAUUCUGGUGUGAUGGGUGCAGUGGUGGCACCUCUGACCCUAUUGGGCGGCCCUCUCCUUGUCAGAGCUGCAUGGUGCACUGCUGGCAUCGUGGGCGGCCUGUCCACCGUGGCCAUGUGUGCACCCAGUGAGAAGUUCCUGAACAUGGGAGCACCCCUGGGCGUGGGCCUGGGUCUCGUCUUCGCAGCAUCACUAGGAUCGAUGUUUAUUCCACCUACCACUGUGGCUGGUUCCACUCUGUACACAGUGGCAGUGUAUGGUGGAUUAGUUCUUUUCAGCAUGUUCCUUCUGCAUGAUACUCAGAAAGUGAUCAAACGUGCAGAACUAACACCAAUGUAUGGAGCUCAAAAGUAUGACCCCAUCAACUCGAUGCUGGCAGUCUACAUGGAUGUACUAAAUAUAUUUAUGCGAGUUGCAACUAUGCUGGCAACUGGAGGCAACAGAAAGAAGUGAAGCA
Molecule: messenger RNA, 1212 nt
Organism: Octodon degus (degu)
Lineage: Eukaryota; Metazoa; Chordata; Mammalia; Rodentia; Octodontidae
Gene: Ghitm
Product: growth hormone inducible transmembrane protein
Exons: 9
Coding region: 168-1208 (346 amino acids)
Cellular component (GO): mitochondrial inner membrane
Source: RefSeq, a predicted model, not a curated record